AUGUCGGCCAAGAACCAGGUGGAUUUCAUCGUCAGGCGGGUCCUCCUCUUCUCAAAACUGUUCACCGAUUCUUGGGGGAAACCUAGAACUCUAGAAUUGUAAGUUUAUAACAUAAACUAUGUUACUCUCUUAUCUCGUAGAUUAAAACAAAGUAUCGAUAAUUACAUUGGGAAAGGUAAAGCCAGCUAUUUCUUUGAAUCACGACCACCACCGUUGAUCAUAACCAAGGUAAGAAUUCCCAAAGAGGAAACGUUUCUUGCAGGAAUGGCAAACGGAUCAAGUCGAAUGUCUAGAUGGGCAUUUCUUAUCUCCGCUAGCUCAAUAUUACCCGGAAAUGUACCCCACCGAAAAUGUAAAGACAUGUCAUUGGAGAGGACACUUUGUGAAGAAAUGGAAGGACAGAAAAGGACUUGUCAUCAUACUAGCACCAACUGGAGACCAUACAUUUACCCUGAGGGAACGAUCGUUUGUUUCUAAUCUUUUAAAAGAAGGCAUAAGCUCGAUCCUGGUAGAAAAUCCAUUUUAUGGCAGAAGGAAACCACCAGGUAUGGCACUCAUAGAAGGAAACUUUGUUCCAGAACAAUUCCGAUCGGCUCUUCGGAAUGUAACAGAUCUCUUUGUGAUGGGCGCCUCUCUGAUCGUGGAAUGUAAUUAUCUCUUGAAAUGGGCGAUCAGUCAAGGCCAUGGACCUUUGGGGCUUGCUGGAGUUUCCUUGGGAGGCUACAUGGCUGGCCUUGCUGCUACAAAUUCAGAAAUACCAGUGGCCGUUGUCCCUUGUCUAUCUUCCACCAGUGCUGCUCCUGUUUAUACCCGGGGAGCUUUAGCCGAAGCUAUCAAUUGGGAAGGAUUGGCCAAGGAACUUCAGAACCCAACCUUUAUAGAUGCUAUUGGGAAGAUCCAGGGGCAGGAUUGGCUGUACAAACUUGAACAUCCAUCAAUCUCAUACCCAGAAUUCGACCGGUCUAAGAUUUUUAUGUGGAUUCUGAUGGAACAAUUCACGAAUCUAAACCAAUACCCGGUUCCGCCGAGGGGCGAUCUUGCCACAUUUGUGAUUGCCGAAGACGAUGCCUAUAUCGAGCAGGAAGGAGCUCCGGAUAUUCGAGAUAUAUGGCCCCAGAGUAAAGUCGUCAGUCUCCCACAUGUCGGCCACGUCCUUGGAUUCCUCAGAAAUCAGUCCGUCUUUCGACAAACCCUCAUCCAAAUGCUACACAAGGCGGGUCAAGCGCAGCCUCAGGUCAUGUCAAACUAA
Messenger RNA from Bursaphelenchus xylophilus (pine wood nematode), 1249 nucleotides. Lineage: Eukaryota; Metazoa; Nematoda; Chromadorea; Rhabditida; Aphelenchoididae. The record is from the annotation of a GenBank genome assembly.